AGAUUCAAUGGCUUCUACAAAAUGUAGAUUUGUCCACUGUGCUUGGUAGCGUCUCAUCCAACAGAGGUUUCACUUCAUCAAUAGUGCAGAAACAUGAGUGUGGAGUACCGAGUCUCAAAGACAGCUGACACGGAUACGACCAGAAGUGAAAUUGCCUACAAAAAUUUUUCCUCUGAUGGGAAAAAUUUUCUCUUUUCAGUUUAUUCCCUGAGAGGCAAGAGCUUUAAGGUUGCUACAAUUGGCCUUGGACUGCUCUGCGCUGUGCUGGUGGCAUGGCUAAUUGGUCAGAGUGUUCACAAUCAAAAGGUAAAGAAAGAACAUCUGGACACAUUAAAAGCCCUCAAUGAAAACAAAGAGCAGCUUCAAGCAAACCUGAAGACAGUGCAGAGUGCAAAAAGAGAGCUCGAAGCCAAUUUGAAGCAUCAACAGGAGGGUAGCGAUUUUAUUUCCAGACAAAUGCGCGUAGUGCUUGCCAAUAACAGAGAGCUAACAAAUGAGAAAAAUGAUCUUCAGGCUAAGCAAAGAGAGGCAGAUACCAACAAAAUUGCUUUAAACAAAGAGUUGGGAGAGCUGAGAGGCAGUACAGCCCAGCUGCAGAAAGAAAGAGAUGCAUUAAACACUGCCUAUAUCAAUUUAAAUACACAAUAUAGUGCAAUUGUCAAAAGCACCAAAGAACUACAGGCUAAUUAUGACAGUGUUACUAAGGACCGGAACAAUUUACAGAACACACUUAACAAUGUGAGCAGAGCUAGAGAUUAUCUCCAGUCAAGUUACAAUGAAAUGGUCGAUAAGACGAAAGAACUACACGACAAAUACAACUUCUCCUUGAGUGAGAAGGACAAGCUGUCGAGCGCCCACCUAAACCUUACAGCGGAAAUCAAAGUACUGGAAGACUUGAACAAUAUGCUGAGAAAGGCAGAAAGUACCUUGCAGAGAUCAUAUAGCUCGGUGCAAAGGGAGAAAAGUGAACUUCAGAGCAGCCUGAAGAAUGUAACCGCUGAGCGAGACCUUCUGAAAGCAAAAGUUGACAACCUGACUGCUGAGCAAGAGAAGCUGCUGGGGAGAUUCAAUGAACUGAAUGCAACUCUUCAAGAGAAACGUUGCCCUGCUGGCUGGAGGAAGUUCCAGUACAGCUGCUACUUCCCCUCUAUCACCAAAAAAACCUGGACGCUAAGCAGAGAGGACUGCCACAGCAGGGGAGCAGACCUGGCCAUAGUGACCAGUAGAGAGGAAAUGAACUUCAUCAACAGUUUGUACCAGGACAAAGAGGUGUGGAUCGGUCUGACUGAUGAAGGAGUGGAAGGGCAGUGGAAAUGGGUUGAUGGAACACCAAUGACUAUAGCGUUCUGGGCUAAAGGGCAGCCAAACAGCCAUCAAGGGAGGAACCAGGACUGUGUGGAGGUCUGGCACCGUACCAACGGGGAUGGUGACUGGAAUGAUGAGAAUUGUAGUGUUGAACAACACUGGAUCUGUGAGAAGUAGCUUUCCUUUGCAACUUUGCUUCCAAAAGACGUUCAGUCACCUUACUAUGUAUAUGAACGUACUGUGAUCAGAUGAGAGCGAAAUCAGCAGUUUUGAUCUACAUUCAAAAUGGUAUGAGUGCUGUGAGCACCACGUCCCCACAGUGAGACACGGUGGUGCAUCAUCAUUCUGUGGGAAGGUUUUUCCACAGUAAUUACAGUAAAUCUUGUUAGCUCAAUAGCAUUUCCAGAAUGUAAUUAUUUCCAUUUUUUGGUCUUCUUGAAAAUGUUUUCCUUUCUUUUCAUUCAGUAUUUUCUGCUGUGCCAUUGCAUAUUUGGAUUUGCCCUGCAAUUUCAUUUAUAAAAUUGGUGAUGAUUUGUUUGUUUUUUUUUCUUAUUGUUGAGUUGAUCAUUGUUCCGAUUCCAUCUGAAAAAGCUUUAUGUAACACAUUUUUAUCCAUUUGUUUUAAAGUGUGCUUAAAAGAUUUUAUGCUUUGAAUCAAAUUUUGGAUGAAAAUACAAUCAAAAAGAUGUAAGUUUUUGGGGGUUUUUACCAGUAUUUCUGCAUGGGAGAGUGCUGUGACACUGAGAUUUCAGUCUUUGUUUCAAAUCAAAGGUAAAAAAAAGGCAUCAGUCUUUGUGAUAAAUACACAUAUUGGUGGAGCAAAGCAUGAUGCUCCCCCAACAUGUAUGCAUAACCAAUAUCUAUGCAUAACACUGAUGUUAAUCUUACUCAUCUUCUGUAUUAAGAUCUUGUCAGAAUCCAGAUUAGAGGUUGCACAUAUUUUAAUACCAAACCAAUUUAUGACAAAAACUUGAUUCUGUGAAUAAAAAAAUAAUUUUGUUGAGAGUGUACCUGUAGCUAUUAUGUUGUUUGAUGUUUUAUUCAGCUUUUUCUCCUUGCUGAUAACAGUAAGCUGUAUUCUUGAUCUGAAGUCUCGUUCUCUCCAAUUAUUUCUUGCAUAUUUUCUGUUUUGAAAUGUGUGAUCAGUACUUUUAAAAAUCUUACUUUAUAUUACCUUUUCAUAUGACACAAAAAUGACAACCAAAAAAAUAAAUACCGGUAAACCUCACGCAAACAAAGGCCAAAAUAUAGUGAAAUAAAAAUGUGGGUAAUUGUU
Messenger RNA from Poeciliopsis prolifica (blackstripe livebearer), 2581 nucleotides. RefSeq names its product CD209 antigen-like. The record is from RefSeq and is a predicted model, not a curated record. The transcript is spliced from 7 exons. NCBI's taxonomy places the organism in Eukaryota, Metazoa, Chordata, Actinopteri, Cyprinodontiformes, Poeciliidae. Bases 94 to 1482 code for a protein of 462 amino acids.